Molecule: messenger RNA, 1469 nt
Organism: Prorocentrum cordatum
Lineage: Eukaryota; Dinophyceae; Prorocentrales; Prorocentraceae
Source: the annotation of a GenBank genome assembly
GCGUGCCUGGAAGCCCGCCCGCCGUCCCAGACGCGUGCUCGCCACCAACAAGGAGCACAGGGAGGGCAGGAGCAGCCAUGCACGGCGAGGCCAGACCAGAAACCACGCGCGGUGAGGAUGCCGCCUCCGCCCCCUCGCCUCUUCUUCUCGGCAGGAGGCCUGUCCGCCCCCGAGCAGCCCUUUCCUCCCCUCGACGGCGCCGGGGUCCGCUGUGCCGCGCCGGCUUCUCGCGGCCGCCUUCCGGCGGCAAAAAGGCCCGCCGCGCACCUCCACGGAGUGCCGCCGCGCACGCCGGCUCCGCGCGCUCCGACGGCCAGGCGCCGCCGGAAGGAGGUCGAGGGGCGGAGAGGCGCCCAGAGGCGAGCAGAGGCGGGAGGCGCCCCGAGCUCUGCGCGCCGAGACUCGGACCCCCCGGUGUUUCUUGGCAUGGUUUUCCGCUGUACCAGCGGGGGGGGCCUCGCUGGAGCAACAAAACAAGAAUCUGACAAGAAUCUGACAGCCAACAGCCGGCUCCAACGUGCGCCUGCUGGGCUGGCCCGCGCGUCCGACGGCGCCGCGGCACGCGCUGCCUCGGCCGCGCUCAAGAGCGGCCGGGUCUCGGCAGAGCAUGCGGGCGCAUCUCGGCAGAUAGGCAGGGGGCUCGGCGCAUGGGAGGAGGAAGACGUUGAGGAGGAGGAGGAGGAGCAGGAGGGGGAGGCGGCGAGGGAAGCGCGGCCGUUCCCGGCGAGGGCUCGAGGCCGCUCAGAGCCGGUCCAAAGUGCGGCGCGCCCGGGCUUCAAACAGGCGCGCGGGCCGCCGCCCCGCAUAGCGCACCUUGGCGCGGGGGCUCGGCGGCCGGGCGCGAGCGCCGCGGCGGCGCGGCCGAGGCUGUGCCGGGGCCCGCCCCCUCCCGGGCGAGCGCUCCGGCGGGCGCGGCCCCGCGGCCGAAGGGGGCCGCGGCCGAGGAGAGCCGCGGCGGCCUCCGGCCGAGGCCGCGCUGUCCACGGGGCCGCCCCUCGUCGCGAGGGCCGCGCGCGGGCAGUCGCCGGGCCUCAUGGCGCGCCUCCGAGAGGAGGGGCCCUCUGGGGCGGGCCUCCCGGCGGCGCCCAGAGGCCUCCGUGGGUCGGGCCGCUCUCACGUCUUGUGCGUAGCCGCUCGCGGCGCUCCGCGCCCCCCGCUCUUGAGCAAAGGGGGCGGGCCGUCGCCUCGCCGCCCCUGCGGCCCGCCGGUCUCCGGGGAGGGGCAGGCGGCGGCUUCGGCUCCGCCCUCAGAGCGCGCUCGAAGUCCGCGCGCCACGCGCGCCCGAGGCCCAUCGCCUGUGGGCGGCGCCGCGCAGGUCCAAAACCGAGGCGCUGAAAAACCUGCCGCCCGGCGGGUCGGUGUGGCUGGCCUGCAGGCGCUCCUCCGCGCGGGGCGGGGGCUAUGGACCUGGUGCCCCAGCGGGCGGUGGGUGUGUAUCCAUUCAAAAAAAUUCGAAAGACACCUUAGUG